AUGCUGUUAACGGAACUAUCACCGUCAAAAGUUAACGAAUUCAAUUUCGUCAUUGAUGCUUUUAUUUCAUACACCGCUUUAUCAAUAGUUUUUGGCUCACCUUCUUUAGAAGUGUAUGAAACAUUAAUGAAUGAAUUAUAUGUAUUCAUGAAUGAGUUAAAAUCAAUGAUUUUCAUUAAUGAAGCCUUUAAUGAUUCAUUUACUGUUGAAUCCCUUAAUUCAAUUACUGAAGCAUCGUUGGCUUCGCCCUGGUCGCUUUGCGACUUAAUGAAAGGUACGCUGCAAACCGUCGAGUUUGGAUCAAAUGCCGUAGUCGGCUGGGGAGUAUUAAUUAUAUAA
Trichomonas vaginalis G3 is the source of this 339-nucleotide messenger RNA. RefSeq lists its product as uncharacterized. NCBI's taxonomy places the organism in Eukaryota, Parabasalia, Trichomonadida, Trichomonadidae. The transcript has a single exon. The record is from RefSeq and is a predicted model, not a curated record. The coding region runs from base 1 to 339 and encodes 112 amino acids.